Molecule: messenger RNA, 205 nt
Organism: Funneliformis geosporum
Lineage: Eukaryota; Fungi; Glomeromycota; Glomeromycetes; Glomerales; Glomeraceae
Source: the annotation of a GenBank genome assembly
AUGUCUCGUCAGAUUCAAGAAUAUCUUAACAGUUUGCAAUCUUAUGCUCAACAAUUAACCACUAGUGGCAACAAUCAACAGCGACAAAAUGCUCAAUAUUUACAAACUCUUAUCCAGCACGAAAAUUCACCCAAUCUUCAACCAAAAAACAAUAAUAAUUCUUUGUUAAUUGGCGGUUUAAUCGUCCUAAGUUUUGUAGUUUUAG